Brienomyrus brachyistius is the source of this 1821-nucleotide messenger RNA. RefSeq names its product periphilin-1-like. The record is from RefSeq and is a predicted model, not a curated record. The transcript is spliced from 11 exons. Bases 207 to 1235 code for a protein of 342 amino acids. NCBI's taxonomy places the organism in Eukaryota, Metazoa, Chordata, Actinopteri, Osteoglossiformes, Mormyridae. Gene Ontology annotation, biological process: negative regulation of gene expression, epigenetic; protein localization to heterochromatin; negative regulation of DNA-templated transcription. Gene Ontology annotation, cellular component: nucleoplasm.
AGAUCGUCGUUUGCACUCGUUUUUUUAGGUAAUGUGGGGAAAGUUGUAGCUAGGUCUGCGGGAGGUAGAGAUCCCCAACUGGCACUUUAAUGGACUUUUACGUUUGAUUUGUUAUAUGGACAUUAAUAGUAAUACAUGUGUGCCGCUGACUAAAAGGCGAAUGAUAAAGCCGACUGUCUGCCGGGCAGUUACAGAUAUACAGAAGUAUGGCCUACCGGAGGGAGAGAGACAUGCGGGGGAUGUAUGAGCCGCAGUUUCAUCCGGACCGUGGGAGUCCCUACUUUCGUGACAUGAGUGAGAGGAGACCUGGCUUCGGGAGACCGGAUGAGGAGUAUAUACGUGGCUUCGAAUACGACAGUCCCCGCUACCCGAACGGGGCCCCACGGAGUUACCACGGCGAUGACCAGCGUGGCUACUAUGGUGAGAACAGCCACUUUGCCAGCGAGCGGAGGAGUGGCCCGCCGAGACGGGAGGACACCUAUCAGUACUACCGAGACGCCCGUGAUGACCAGCAGUUCAGGGAUCACCGGGACAGCAUCAGGAGGAAAACCAUGUUCCCCCCUCAGCGUGAGCGCUCCCCCUUCAGGAAGGAGGUGCCGCACUCCCCCCACAGCCGCUCCGGCUCCAGCUUGAGCAGCAGGAGUUACUCCCCCGAGAGGAGUAAAAGCUACUCCUACCAGACCCAACAGCGAAAGAGACAUGAGGAGUCUUAUAACCAGGCCCGAGAGCUGGAUAAAGAGCGCCCCCUGGCUUACCCCGUGAACGCCUCCCGCGACGGCUCUCCACAGAGCUCCUGCUCUGCCCCCAAGGUCGGCUCUGACAAGGCCAGUCGGGCCCCCGAGGCCUCUUCCGUGGAAACCCCACCCGAGAAGGCGGAGCAGCCGCUGGAGGCCGACGGCACCGAGCCCCACGCCGACUUUGAGGACGAGCGGCUGCCGGAGGGAGAGCAGGACGAGGUUCUGGUCGGGAAGGACUCCGUCACGGCUGCAAGCGGCAACUACGCAGAACGCCGCAGUGAGGCCAUCGCUGCCAAAGCGCGGGAGAUCGAGAAGGUUUACAGGCAGGACUGCGAGACCUUUGGUAUGGUGGUGAAGAUGCUGGUGGCCAAAGAGCCCAGCCUGGAGAAGCAGCUGCAGAACCCACUGAAGGAGAACCUCUUCGAGAUCCGCGAGCGAUGCCUAGAGGACCUCAAGCAUUUCAUCUUCGAGCUGGAUGAGGCAGUGCUGCGGUCAUAGACGUAUUCUCGGCACCCCCAGUGCCAUCAAAAUGCCCCCCCCCCCUUUGGGUUUGUAGGAAACAUGGCCUGCAGCUGCCCAACACAUGUCUGCUCUGUGGGUUCAUUUUUAUAAACGGCCUUCAGACUUUUAUGUUCACAGAUUACUCAUCGUGCUCCAGUCUGCACUGGGAUUCUGUUCUCUCUAUGUCUGCCGUAUUCAUUUAAUCUCAUUCUGUAGGUUUUGUACAAAAACGGUCAUUUAUUUUUUUUCUGCAUGUUUCCUUUGUGAGUGUGGUUCCCUUAACACCACUAUCUACUUUCUAUGUAAGUUUUUAAUCUUGUGGUGAAAAUUAAAAAAAAUUCAUCUUUCUCCUGGGAAUUUGUUGAUUGCAGUAGGGUGGGGGUCUCCAACUCCGGUCCUGGAGAUCUAAUACCCAGAAUGAUGUUGUCUAUCCUACCUGGCUUCUGUUGAACCACACCUGUUCUGGGUAUUUGCGGGAUAGGAUAGAAAACCUACUGGCUAUAUACAGGACUGGAGUUGGAGACCCCCUGUGGGGGGGAGGGGUAUGGAGGAGGAGAAGAAAUAAAACUCUUUUUAUAAGCUG